ACAUCACAACGUUGUGAGUAUUGAGGUAAAUCUUGUACUAUAUUUUAUAAUUUGAUACAGUCAAAAGUGAAACAAAAUGGGGCUACACUAUUUUAAUUUAUUUCUCAUGAAUUGAUGUCUUGCAAAAAAAAAGCACAGCUGUCUCAUGAAGUCAUGAAGCAACAGUGCUGUGUUAUCCUAGAUAAAAUCUUUACAUCCUGUAUACUUCAGUCUUUUUGUGCUUUGUGCAAUUGCAGAAAUGUUAUGACCUUGAAAUUAUAUGAAUUAUCACUAUUUAUUUUAUUUGUAGCAUAGGAUUGCCCUUGGACUAAGUCGGUUUGUAAUACUUUAUUUUAGGGUUUCUACUAAUUAAUAGUUGCUUAUUAGCAUGCAUAUUACUAGAAUAUUAGCCAUUAAUUAGUACUAACACAUAUUAAUUCCUUAUUCUACAUGACAUUAUUCUACAUCCCUAAUCCUACCCAAUAUUCAAACUUAACAACUGCCUUACUAACUAUUAACACGCAGCAAAUUGGGAAUUUAUUGAGGGAAAAGUCGUAGUUAAUAGUGAAUAAGUGUUCCCUAUUCUAAAUUGUUCCCAAAAUGAUGAUGAUAAUGUGUCAGAAAUGUUGUGACAUGGCCUGGUUCCAUUUUUUUUCACUAUACAGUAUUUCUUGCAGGUGCAGGAAAUUGUGGUCGUACCUCUUAACAGUUUGUUUGAAUUAAAUAUUUGUUUAUUAAUGAAGAAACAAAGUUACGUUUAAAGUUAUAUUUUUCCUUUAUAUUAUUUUGUUAUUUGCAAUGCCAAAUGGACAAUAAAUGGAUUGGCAUAUCCGACUUCAUUAUGGACAAUGACUUGAUUUAUUUAAGCUAAAGUACGCAUCAGAAUCAGACUAAUAAAUUCAAUCUGUGUCCCUACAGAACAUAUGUUAAUGUCAUUACUAUUAAUAAAUUUACUUGGCUAGGAUGCUUGCAAUAAACAGGAUAUGUAUCAUUAUAUAAAGCAGUUUAAAUGCUUUUUAAUCUUGUUGUCAUUUCUGUCGCUUCGUUGUAAAAACUGACCCCCUGUUGGGGGUUGUGGCAGCAAAAAAUGGCAGAGAAGCACCUGGCUGCAGCUUACAGAUGGAGGCGGGGCUGCACCUGGGGUGGGGCUGCAUGUGUCCUACUCUGAUUGGUUCGGUCGUCUUUCAUAGACUUACAUGAUAGGAAAUGUGUACGUAGUUGUUGUAGGAUGGAGUAUGUUGUUUAAAAAGCUUAAAACGCUAUGCAGUUUUACAAAGCCUUCCUUAUAAUGCAUAGAAGAAAAAAAAAACAUUAGCCUUUAACUCUCCAUGUCCCCAAUAUUAUGAAGCAAUUGUUUUUAUUAAGCUGAUCUUUAGGCUAACAGACGAACAACCCACUAUUUAAUAAAUGAAUUGGGUUGAUUAUCCACAGUGGGAGCAUCAGGUCUUCAGAUAGAAGAAUGAAUUAUGAAUUAAAUAAUUUUUUGAAAAUUAGAUUAUUUCAUAUCAUCAGAGUAUGAGAAAGAAAAUGAAAAGGAUGUAUCAGUAUUGUUUUAAUUUAUAUAGCAUGAUAAAGACAAUUAUUGUUACAUAUAAUUAUCUGUCAUGCAGUUGAUAAAUUACACCACAAUAGGCUAAUGUGUCGUAUUUUGGGCACAUUAUCUGCUUGUCUAUGAAUAGAAUGCUUUAUUAAUAAUUUAUUUACUGAGUUAGGCCUUAUUAAAACACUGUUUUAAUGCAUUAAGCCACAUACUUUUACGUUAAGGGUUUUAGAAUGUCCCAAUGAUUCAUUUGUGAGUUCGACUGGUCCAGAAGAUUAAACUUGCAGUAGCUAACAUCUUUUGAUUCAAUAAAACAGACGUAAUGCGUCAAGAUAACAAUAGACAACUGUGCAUAAUAAUGAAGGUUUUGUAAAACUGCACAGCGUUUUUAGAUUUUUAAAAAACAUACUCUGUCCUACACCUACACAAGCUUUUAUUGUAGACUUGACAGUUUUCAGAACCUGUUAUUUAGAUCUGGUGUAGAGACUCUUUGGGGGAUAUUAUAAUGUACUGAAUGAUUCUGAUCAGUCAUUGGCUGUUAAACUGCCAGGGGUAGUUUGAUUGGUUGUUUGAGUCUCAGGUAGCUGGGACUGUUGUUGCCUGAACAACACCACACACAACACACCCCUCCUCGCUCCUUAUAGAAAAGGACCAUAUUCUCCUCCAUUAUCUGACCAUCCAGUCAGUCUACUUCUCAAAUUACUAAGGAUCCAACUGUUAAAACACAAUGCGAGUAAAUCCCUUUCUUCUGGUGUUGUUUGGCAUAUUGCUUAGUGGGUAUGUCAUUUCUUUUUGAAAUAUGUAGGUUUUAUUCUUGUCUGUGGUGUUUGGGUCUGAAAUAAAUAACCCAGUUGAAAGGUAAUUUUCCUGUUCAGUUGAAUCCAUGAAGUGUGUGAAAAUAUAUAUUUUUUUCUUUUUGUGAUCUACAUAUUUUGUCCUGUUUUCUCCCGAAUUCUCCUGUAAAACGUAUCUCUCUCUCCCUCUAAUUAAACUGUGCAUUAAAAAUGAAAUAAUGAUGCCAGCAUGAGCUCAUGCACUUUGGUAACGAGAUAUCAAGCAUACGGAAACAUUACACUGGUGGUUUAACUUAUUUCAGUAUUACCCUGAUCCUAUUGCAACAGGUGUCGAAGCGGUUUCCUCAUUCACAGAGUUCUGGAAUUACUUGAAAGUGAAUGAGAAUGUUAAAUAAACUCAUUUUUUUGGGCUACACCUCCACCUCAGUUGGAUAUAAAGAUAAAAGAUUUUGCCUCAACCUAACAAAAGAGCACCAGGAAAACUCGAAAUUACAAUUACCGCAAGGGCUUUCAUACAAACAGCCCAGUGUAGUAGGACCAGAUGGCAAAGUUAUUGCCAUGACGCCGUGGUUAUCCCCAAUUGUAUGGGAAGAAACUUUUGAUCCAUUCCUGAUUGAUACGAUCUACAAACAACAAAACAUCACCAUAGCAACUACAGUCUUCGCUCUUGGAAAAUACACUCAGUUUCUUAAAGAUUUCCUGGAGUCUGCAGAGCAGAAUUACUUUAUUGGAUUUCGUGUGCAUUAUUAUGUUUUCACUGAUCAACCAGAACAAGUUCCUGAAGUGAAACUGGGUGAAGAACGUCAGCUGACGGUGUUGAAAGUCCCUAGCUCUAACAGAUGGCAGGAGAUCACUUUACGCAGGAUGGAAAAGCUGGAGAAACUAAUUGAAAGUCGAUUGGUCAGUGAAGCUGACUAUGUUUUCAGCCUUGAUGUGGACACAAAGUUCUACGGCCGAUGGGGGUCAGAGUCUUUGGGCCGUCUUGUAGGUGUGAUACAUCCUGGUUACUAUCAAACACCACGUGAACAGUUUCCAUAUGAGCGCAGGCCCGAGUCUCAAGCGUUCAUUCCUCAUGCUGAGGGCGAUUAUUAUUAUGGUGGGGCUGUGAUCGGUGGCUUAGUGAAAGAUGUACACGAGGCUGCUAAAACCUGCCGGGAGCAACUGGACAUUGAUGCAGCUAAAUCCAUUGAGGCAGCAUGGCAGGAGGAGUCCCAUUUGAACAAGUACUUCCUUUAUAACAAACCCAGUAAGGUUCUCUCACCAGAAUAUCUGUGGCAGGACUUCAAACCUCACACAAAUGAAGUCAAAAUCAUUCGCUUCUCUCAAGUUAUUAAAAACUAUGCUGCAGUUCGUCCAAACCCAUAACAGAUGUAAACUAUCACAUAUUUAUGGACUUUAUUUGCAAUUAGUAUA
Molecule: messenger RNA, 3726 nt
Organism: Carassius carassius (crucian carp)
Lineage: Eukaryota; Metazoa; Chordata; Actinopteri; Cypriniformes; Cyprinidae
Product: globoside alpha-1,3-N-acetylgalactosaminyltransferase 1-like
Exons: 7
Coding region: 2692-3678 (328 amino acids)
Biological process (GO): carbohydrate metabolic process
Cellular component (GO): vesicle; membrane; Golgi apparatus
Molecular function (GO): hexosyltransferase activity
Source: RefSeq, a predicted model, not a curated record